This is a messenger RNA of Mangifera indica (mango), 904 nucleotides long. Its product is annotated as thioredoxin-like 3-1, chloroplastic. The record is from RefSeq and is a predicted model, not a curated record. NCBI's taxonomy places the organism in Eukaryota, Viridiplantae, Streptophyta, Magnoliopsida, Sapindales, Anacardiaceae. Gene Ontology annotation, cellular component: chloroplast stroma. Bases 150 to 722 code for a protein of 190 amino acids. The transcript is spliced from 5 exons.
CCCAACUCACCUUCUUCUGGAUAAGCUUUCAAUUUCCAAAACAUACUUAAAAAAAAAUAAAACUCUCGAAAAGCUCUCUAAAUAAAUAUCUAACUUCUCUUUAGAUAUUUUCCCAUCAACAGUAAGUAAAACAAGACAGAAUCGAAAAAAUGGCUGCAACAUUGGCAGCAAAUUCAAGUGUUGUGUACAAAGAUGCGCUCCUUCAAAGAGAGCAGCAGCAGCAGCAGCAGCUGCUAUGGAGUGCUUCUGCUUCUGGUAAUUGUUUGUUACUGCACAAAAGUGCUUCUGGGUUAAGCACUAGGAAGCACGAGAAGAAGGUGAGAAGGGAUGUGAGAGUUGAGGGUUUGUGGCCUGAUUUAUCAAGACCGAUUUCUAUAGAAAUGGAAGCCAUCAACGAUGUCGAUGAGCUUGACCAGAUUUUGGGUCGUGCUCAAGAGCUUUCUCAGCCUCUUCUUAUUGACUGGAUGGCUUCUUGGUGUCGGAAAUGCAUCUAUUUGAAGCCUAAGUUGGAGAAAUUGGCAGCUGAAUAUCAUACCAAACUCAAGUUUUAUUAUGUAGAUGUCAAUAAGGUACCUCAAGGGCUAGUGAAGCGCGGAAACAUCUUAAAAAUGCCAACAAUUCAGAUAUGGAAAGAUGGAGAGAUGAAAUCAGAAGUAAUUGGAGGGCAUAAAGCAUGGCUUGUGAUAGAAGAAGUAAGAGAAAUGAUCAACAAGUUUAUAUGAUGAAUCUGAAUAUAGUUCAUGCUUUAUUAUAUGUACAGAUUUCACUUAAUUUCUUGCUCUUCUUCUUAUAGAAAUAUCUUGUAUAGAAAAGUUCCAUUCCAUUCGAAACCUUGUAUAGAAAACACUUGCAUACUGUUGGGGUCUACGGUAUCUCAUAAAAACAAACUUCUUUGGAUCGUUUA